Molecule: messenger RNA, 859 nt
Organism: Ostrinia furnacalis (Asian corn borer)
Lineage: Eukaryota; Metazoa; Arthropoda; Insecta; Lepidoptera; Crambidae
Exons: 3
Coding region: 1-465 (154 amino acids)
Source: RefSeq, a predicted model, not a curated record
AUGAUUGUAACCUCAGUUGUUACAUCUCACGCAGAGAAAAAGGGGACGGAGAAGGAGUUUUGGGUUUUUCUCACAGUGCCAGCUCAGUUUAUCCCGGGCCGGACAGGGGCUGGUCUGCUUAUACUCAACGGCUUCACAUUCUACAUGAAGAACCACCAAGCACACGGGAAGAAACAGUGGUACUGCUCAUCCAGAGAUGUCUUCGGGUGUCGGGCUGAUGUUAUAACGUACAAAGAAAUAUACUAUCUUCCGUCGCACCGCACUGGCAGUAUGGUGUUGAUAUUCAAAGACAACAAGUACUGGAUCAACAAUAGGUAUCAGAACACCAUAAAUUGGACGUGCAGGGACCGCAAGAGGCUGGGAUGCAACAGCUGCGUCCAGACAACCGUUGAAGGACGGUACCUGAAGCAUAAGGGGUUCCACAACCAUGCUGACAACUACACCAAGUAUAACUUCAAUGAUUGAUCUAUAAAAAUAUCUAUCGUAACUUCAGAUGAGAGUUGUCAGCAAGCCAACUAAGGGUAAGGCUCUCCACGUGUUCAUUGAAGCGGAGAGGUGAAGCGGAGCGGAGGUGUGCCAAUAUUAAUCAAUACUUCCUCUCCGCCCCGCUGUCCCACUCCGCAUCAAUGGACAGUUCUCCGCUUCAAAGGGGCGAUUUGUAUAUAAUAUUUCACAAUAUGUCUAGAGAACUUAAAUAUUUUGAUCUCAUUUUUGACGCAUCAGUGAAGUUUUAACUGUGCCUUCUUACUGGAACUUUUUAAGACAUUUCAGAGUCUGCAGAAGAAUCUCUGGCAGUAUAAAGGGUUAAUUGAAAUGAGAUAAAAAUUUCAAGGGUUCCUUCAUCCUUGGCGUAUCCAGU